AUGUCUGAAGGAGAGGCUCAAGCCCCCAUGGGCCAGGGGCUGCCUAUGGAUGUACUGGCAGAGCAGGUGGAGCUGUGGUGGUCUCAGCAGCCGCGGCGCUCAACACUCUGCUUUGUCGUGGCCGUGAUCCUUGUGGCAGGCUGUGGGGCAGGUGGUGUGGCACUGUUCUCCUCUACCAGCAGCCGCUCAGGUGAGUGGCGGCUAGCAUCAGGCACAGUGCUCUGUCUGCUGGCCCUGCUGGUGCUGGUGAAGCAACUGAUGAGCUCAGCCGUGCAGGACAUGAACUGCGUGCGUCAGCCCCACCACGUGGCCCUGCUACGCAGCGGUGGAGGUGCCGAUGCCCUUGUGGUGCUGCUCAGCGGCCUGGUGUUAUUGGUUACUGGGCUGACACUGGCUGGGCUGGCUGCCGCCCCCACCCCCACCCAGCCACUGGCCACCAUGCUCUCAGUGGGCAUUGCUCUGGCUGCCUCAGGCUCGCUCUUGCUGCUAGCCUUGCUGCUGUAUCAGGUGGGCGUGAGUGGAUACUGCCCCCCAAUCCGAGCAGCAGCCCCCUCCACCCACAGUGGCCAAGAUGGCAAUGGUAGUGUCUUCAGCAUCUCAGGAAGGCUGUCUGCUGGCCAGCGUCAUGAGACCACAUCCAGUAUUGCCAGCCUCAUCUGA
Molecule: messenger RNA, 660 nt
Organism: Orycteropus afer afer
Lineage: Eukaryota; Metazoa; Chordata; Mammalia; Tubulidentata; Orycteropodidae
Gene: TMEM125
Product: transmembrane protein 125
Exons: 1
Coding region: 1-660 (219 amino acids)
Source: RefSeq, a predicted model, not a curated record